UUGUCACUAUUCACUACUUUUAUAUAUAUUUCAUAUUGUAUGGCAUAAAUAUUACUGCAAUAUAAGUAUCCAAUCAUCCAUUCCCUACUUUCCAUAGAUCCCCAUAGGGCCAAAUCAAAAGUCUUAAAUUUCUCUUAGUUUCCACUUAACAUGGCUACUGAAGUUGUCUUAAUUCGUGCCAGUUACUACAUAUAGCUGAGUUUCGUCUCUUAUUAUUGCUUUCAACACGAUAAAAUUUACAUAAAGUUCAGUUCAGUGUUAGCUUUUCUCGCUUGUAUGUUCCACUCAACGCCAGCAGGGAGCGAUAAUGCGCCCCUGCGCUGCUUUACUAACCUAAUCUAACUCAAGAAACAAGUGGGUUGUUUUGAUUUGCCGCAAUUUGAAGAUUAGUUCGAUGUUUUCGAGUUAACUUCUAAAUAAUGCCACUCCACGUUUACCUUAAAUUACAGAGCAAAAUAACUACGGAGUUGGAUCCAAGAAGACUGAGUGGGACAAAUGAAGAGAUGCGUGCAAGGCAAGCGCAGGGAUAAUGCUGUCGGGUCAUGUGGCAUAGAUGGCACGAUUUCUCUCCCUGAUCCGACCUCAACCGUACCUGCCUCUCUUUGGAAGGAGGAAAAUGUCACUCGACUUUGGGGCACGCGAGGUGUUUGCAGCUGCAGUGGAAGCCGUGCAGCCCGACAUCGUCGUCCGGCAGAGUUUGGUGCGACAAGGCGACAGCGUGGAGGUCGUCGGUGCCGAUCGCAAGUUCAAGAUGGAAAACAACGUGCACGUAGUUGGCUUCGGGAAGGCGGUGCUGGGCAUGGCUACGGAGGCGGAGAGGAUUGUGGGAGAACACUUGGUUGACGGAGUUAUCAGUGUGCCACAUGGCAUUCAGCAGACGUUGCGGGAGCAUGGAAAACACCACCUGCUGUUAAAAGAAAAUAGCCGAAUACGAGUCAUGGAGGGCGCCCAACACAACCUGCCUGACUCCGACUCGCAGAAGGCAGCAGAAAGUAUCGCUCGGCUUGCUAACACCUUAACGGCGAAAGACCUGCUUCUCGUGCUGAUUUCAGGUGGCGGCUCUGCAUUACUACCCGCACCCAUCGCGCCAAUAACCCUGCAAGAGAAACUGGACGUCACCCGCAAGCUGGCAGCUGCCGGAGCCACUAUUCAGGAGCUGAACACAGUGCGGCGCGCCUUAUCUGUCUUAAAGGGCGGAGGACUUGCUCGGUGUGCACACCCUGCUCAGGUGGUGGCGUUGAUACUAUCAGAUGUGAUUGGCGAUCCGCUGGACCUGAUAGCAAGCGGUGCCACAGUGCAGGGUCCGGUGUGUCGCCAAGAAGUCCAGGCUGUUCUCGAACACUAUGGCUUGAUGGACUCUGCUCCCGCCUCAGUGAAAGAUGUGCUCGGUAGACUUCGUCCACAACAAGAAGUCCAAACGGACGAGGCGAGCCAUGUUCUCAACGCUGUAAUCGGCUCCAACGGUGUCGCCCUCCAGCACGCGAGCCGCCGGGCCCUUGAGCUGGGUUUCCACCCGAUCGUGCUCUCGCCGGGAGUGUGCGGCGAUGUGAGGUCGGUAUCUCGUCUUUACGGCCUCUUGGCCCAAUUCGGUAAGGAAGCUUCAUCCGAGCUCACCGUCAAGAUGCUGAAGCUCGGGCCGGAGGUCGGGGUGGAGAGCAAGGACCUCCAUCGGGUGAUGCAGAGUUUGGAGCAGGGACGCGGCGUCACUUGCGUGUUGGCUGGGGGGGAGCCCACCGUGGAACUUACGGGGAAAGGCCGUGGCGGACGCAACCAGGAGCUUGCUAUGAGAGUAGGGCUGGAACUGAGGGGCUCACGACCCCCGCCGGACAGUCCAGUCUUCCUGAGCGGAGGAACCGACGGCCAGGACGGGCCAACCGAAGCGGCGGGGGCAGUCACUGACGCGAGCUUGUACGAAGACGCCCAAAAACAAAAGCUGGACACGCUCAGCUUCCUGAAGAACAAUGAUUCUUUUACUUUUUUUAAACGUCUCUCUGGUGGACGCAACUUACUUGUACCAGGCCUAACAUGCACCAAUGUCAUGGAUGUGCAUGUUCUUCUUAUUCCGCAAGGCGCAAAAUAACACCGAUUACAUAACUUAAUGAAUCCACUACAGUAAGCUCUAUUUGUGAGGUUUAGUCAUUUAAUUAUAUUACCCCUAAAAAUAAAAAGACUCAUGAAAAAAAAGGGUAAAGUUAAGUGGAUGUUUAUGGUUCUGAUUUGCAUCCAAAAAAUACCAAUAACAGUGGUGCUUUGAGCAAUGAGUGACUCGAUUUAAGAGGUUUUUGACAUAUGAACUGUCAUUGUAAUAUUUUUCUUUGACUCAAGAUGCAGGUGUAGAGAUCUCAUAACAAGCAGCCCUUUGACAAAUCAUUAAAAAAAAGUGUCUUUGAGCUGUUUAAAGCUACUCUUAAUUGAUAUUCACAGUCAAAUGAAACAAGUCAUUUGUGUUCUACAGUAAUCCAGACAUAAUAAAACCAGUAAUAAUAAUAAUGAUAUAUCAUGUAUGAAGAGCUAAAUAUUUCUGACAUGGUACUUUAAAUUUACAACAGAUUCUACACAAUUUUCUAGAAACAACCACAGUGAGUAAGUACUUCAUAAUGUUAAAUAAUCACAGAGACAGAGGUAAUAUAAAUUGUGUAUUUACAAUGGUGUUUUCCAGUCAACUGUACAGCUUAUAUAUAGAGUAAUGAUAAAUUCCUAUUAAUAAAGUCUGAGUUUUAACGUGAUUUCGUAGUCCCUGGAACUUUCUAGAACUCAUCUCCGAGCCGUCAAACUAAUCUCUAUGAG
Molecule: messenger RNA, 2787 nt
Organism: Corythoichthys intestinalis (scribbled pipefish)
Lineage: Eukaryota; Metazoa; Chordata; Actinopteri; Syngnathiformes; Syngnathidae
Gene: glyctk
Product: glycerate kinase
Exons: 6
Coding region: 554-2080 (508 amino acids)
Biological process (GO): protein phosphorylation
Cellular component (GO): cytoplasm
Molecular function (GO): glycerate kinase activity
Source: RefSeq, a predicted model, not a curated record